AUGUGUGCUCGUGUAACCGACCGCGCCAUCACGAAGGAUGAGAAAGAUGAGCUGACCCCAUUUGCGCCAACCGGACCUUCAACGAAGGCAGAUGUCCCUGAAUACGACAGCUCAAACACUUCGGAUUGCGAUGUCAACGUGCCCGUGCCUGUAGGAUAUACAGCACGAACGGCGACCGUUAACGCACGAAAUUUCGUGGAGCUCAAUUCAGAGUCUCCGUUCCCCAUUGAAGGAGACGCCGUUCCAGGAGCUGGGAUGGAGGGAAGGCCGACGGAUUCGGAGAGAAAAUCGCCUAUACUCAGUGCUUUGAAGACGGUGGGCCCCAUCGAGGAUCCCCCGGUGUUCCAUACUGGCCUCCAUACAUCCUGGCUUGUCGCUAAGAACAGGAACAAUUUCAUUCCUCAGAGCCAACGAUGGACCCACCGAAUGACACCAAGUGAAGACUUGUGGAGACCGGCACCGGCUGUGGAAGUGAAAAUCUCCAAGCCUCACGGCGUGGCGCAGAGGCACGAUCGGGUCAAGGGGGAGGUCGUCGGCGCUCAGAGACUUGGUGCCAAUGAGACAAGAGCCGGCGACAAAGCAAACGGGCAGGAGAAUACCAUGGCGAAUAUCCUCUCAGGUAUACAAUCCGGCGCAGACAAGGUCCACAGGCUGUCGUUCCUGCCUUUACUGAGGCGCUUGAACUCGGAGCGCCAAUCUCAAGCUUCGAAAUCCUCCUCGGACAAAGAGAACGUUCCUCGCAAAUGGCGAAGCCAAGUUACCAACAAGUUGGUUAUCCGUCAACCCGCUCUCUUCAUGGACCUUUCCCAUCCCAAAUCCCAGGCGAACGUGAAGUGCAUUCCGACGGACAUCUGGCGCCCUGCCCCGCCGGCGCCCCAUGUCCGAAUUGCCUCGUCUCCGUCGAUGCCAUACCAGCAGCCUCUGGCCGACUUGGAUGGAACAGGAAGUUCGUGCGUUCGAAUUACCAGCAGAACAGUGCCAGGAGGAGACGAUUCACCGUGCGAUACCCGUCCUCCAAAAUCGCUCUUCUCGUCGUAA
Molecule: messenger RNA, 1038 nt
Organism: Cyclocybe aegerita
Lineage: Eukaryota; Fungi; Basidiomycota; Agaricomycetes; Agaricales; Hemipholiotaceae
Source: the annotation of a GenBank genome assembly